AUGGCCUCGAUCGAUAGGCUGAGCAGCUUGCCGGACGACGUCAUAUGCCACAUUCUCUCUUUCCUCCCGACUAAGCUCUCAGUGGCGACCAGCGUUCUCCGAAAAAGUUGGAGAUUUCUAUGGGCCCAUGUACCCUGUCUGAACUUCAGCGGAUACGAUUUCAGGAAAGCAGAUUUCUCGGAAGAAGAAGAAACACAAGCCUCGAACAUCAUCCACAGGGUUAUAUUGCAGCACAAGGCAAAAAGAAUAUCCACUUUAACACUCGAUUGCAUCAACUGCAACGAAUAUAAACUGGAGACAUUGGUUACAACUGCCAUCGACCGUUGUAUCCAGAAUCUUUAUCUUAAACUUAACUUCGAUACGUUCCCUCGAUCACUCUUCAACUGCAAAACCAUUGUCGACUUGGAGCUUGAUAACAAUAGAGCCCCACUCUCUGCUGUGGGCAAUGUCUCUCUGCCUAGCCUCAAGAAGUUUUAUGUUUAUAAUGUUGUGUGUGAGAAUGAUGAUACGCUUCCUCGCUUUCUUUCCGGUUGUCCGUCGCUCGAGGAGUUGAAUAUGGUAUUCGGGUUUGUGGUGGAAGAUGAUUAUGUGGGCUGCAUAAAUAUAUCAUCACUCACGAUAAAGAAGCUUAAGCUUCAUCUUAAAGAUGUGUUUUGUCCAUGUAACCUUGAGUAUAGGAUGAUAAUAAACGCCCCGGCAAUUAAGUAUCUCCAAGUGAAUGGCUAUGACUUGGAACGUAUGACAAUUCCUAUAACCAUGAUCUCCUUAGUUGAGGCUAAUAUCCACUUAAAAAAUGAUUCGUGCAUAAAUUUCAAAACGAAUUACUAUUCCACAGAUGUGAAGUUUCUUCAUUCUCUGUGUUAUGUAAAGUGCCUAAAGAUAUCUGGUUGGGAUCUUGAUGAGUUUAUCCAAAGAGGGGUUGCUGGUUUAAGUCUAAAGUUUCGGAAUUUAACCAAACUUGAACUCGGAUUAUACGUUGAAAGGACUUUGUUGGUAAAGUUCCUUGAAGCUGCUGAAAAUCUUGAAGUUCUUAUUGUUUAUUUGAGGAUGGAAUCUUUGUGGACCGAGCCCAAACAAGUACCUAUAUGCAUGUUAUCACGUCUAAAAACUAUAAUAGUUAAGUGGAUAAAAUUUAGUGAGCCUGAUCUUGACAUGAUAAGAUAUCUUUUGAGGAAUUCUCGAGUAUUGGAGAGGAUGGAAAUAUUUGACCUAACUUUUAUGUGCAUUGAUCGGGAAAGAAUCAGAAGAGAAUUUCAUUGUUUGAGCGAGGCUAACGCAUGCCAGCUUGCCUUCUAUUUUGCUAAGUGA
This is a messenger RNA of Striga hermonthica, 1308 nucleotides long. The record is from the annotation of a GenBank genome assembly. Lineage: Eukaryota; Viridiplantae; Streptophyta; Magnoliopsida; Lamiales; Orobanchaceae.